AUGACCGCCCAGCAGAAGCACUGGUUGGGGCGGAUGGAAGCGGGGAAUGAACCCAACUACGCUUUGAAGAAUGUGGGAAAUAAAGGUGAUACUAGAGAAUGGGACACUUUAAAACCCAGGGAGAAACAGAUUUGCAGUAAAUACAAGGCAGAGCCAUUGGAGUCUUUUGAGCCUCAGAACAGGAAAAUGGCAUUUCAGAAGACUAAUCUGGUGGCUAAGUUAUUAUGUGCCAAGAACCUUGCAAAGAAAGACUUCUUCAGACUCCCUGACCCUUUUGCAAAGAUUGUUGUGGACGGAUCUGGGCAGUGCCACUCAACGGACACUGUGAAAAACACAUUGGACCCGAAGUGGAACCAGCACUACGAUCUAUAUGUUGGGAAAACCGAUUCUAUAACCAUCAGCGUGUGGAACCACAAGAAAAUUCACAAGAAGCAGGGAGCUGGCUUCCUGGGCUGUGUGCGGCUGCUCUCCAACGUCAUCAGCAGAUUAAAAGAUACUGGAUACCAGCGUUUGGAUCUAUGCAAACUAAAUCCCUCAGAUACUGAUGCAGUUCGUGGCCAAAUAGUGGUCAGUUUACAGACACGAGACAGAAUAGGCACUGGAGGGUCUGUGGUAGACUGCAGAGGACUGUUAGAAAAUGAAGGAACGGUGUAUGAAGACUCAGGGCCUGGAAGGCCGCUCAGCUGCUUCAUGGAGGAACCAGCCCCUUACACAGAUGGUACUGGUGCUGCUGCGGGUGGAGGGAACUGCAGGUUUGUGGAAUCCCCAAGUCAAGAUUCAAGACUUCAGGCACAGCGACUACGGAAUCCUGAGGUCCGAGGGUCACUACAGACACCUCAGAACCGACCCCAUGGCCACCAGUCACCAGAACUGCCCGAAGGCUAUGAGCAAAGAACAACAGUGCAGGGGCAAGUGUACUUUUUGCACACACAGACUGGAGUUAGCACGUGGCACGACCCCAGGAUACCAAGAGACCUUAACAGUGUGAAUUGUGAUGAACUUGGACCACUGCCACCAGGUUGGGAAGUCAGAAGUACAGUUUCUGGGAGAAUAUAUUUUGUAGAUCAUAAUAACCGAACAACCCAGUUUACAGACCCAAGGUUACACCACAUCAUGAAUCACCAGUGCCAACUCAAAGAGCCCAGCCAGCCGCUGCCAUUGCCCAGUGAGGGCUCUGUGGAAGACGAGGAGCUUCCCGCCCAGAGAUAUGAAAGAGAUUUAGUCCAGAAACUGAAGGUCCUCAGACACGAACUUUCACUUCAGCAACCCCAAGCUGGGCAUUGCCGCAUCGAAGUUUCCAGAGAAGAAAUAUUUGAGGAGUCUUAUCGCCAGAUAAUGAAGAUGCGACCAAAAGACUUGAAAAAACGACUGAUGGUGAAAUUCCGUGGAGAGGAAGGUUUGGAUUACGGUGGAGUGGCGAGAGAGUGGCUUUAUUUAUUGUGCCAUGAAAUGUUGAAUCCAUAUUAUGGACUCUUCCAAUAUUCUACGGACAAUAUUUACAUGUUGCAAAUCAACCCAGAUUCUUCAAUCAACCCUGACCAUUUGUCUUACUUCCAUUUUGUGGGUCGGAUCAUGGGUCUGGCUGUGUUCCACGGACACUACAUAAAUGGGGGGUUCACCGUUCCCUUCUAUAAGCAGCUACUGGGGAAACCCAUCCAGCUCUCUGAUUUAGAAUCGGUGGACCCAGAACUACAUAAGAGCUUAGUGUGGAUUCUAGAGAACGAUAUCACCCCUGUGCUGGACCACACUUUCUGUGUGGAACACAAUGCUUUCGGGAGGAUUCUUCAGCAUGAACUGAAACCCAACGGCAGAAAUGUUCCUGUCACAGAGGAGAACAAGAAAGAAUAUGUCCGGUUAUAUGUAAAUUGGAGGUUUAUGAGAGGAAUUGAAGCCCAGUUCUUAGCUCUUCAGAAAGGCUUUAAUGAACUCAUUCCUCAACACUUACUGAAGCCUUUUGACCAGAAGGAACUGGAGUUGAUCAUAGGCGGCCUGGAUAAAAUAGACUUGAACGACUGGAAGUCCAACACUCGGCUGAAGCACUGCGUGGCCGACAGCAACAUCGUCAGGUGGUUCUGGCAGGCAGUGGAGACCUUCGAUGAGGAAAGGAGGGCCAGGCUCCUACAGUUCGUGACUGGGUCGACGCGAGUCCCUCUCCAAGGUUUCAAGGCUUUGCAAGGCGCCGCAGGGCCCCGGCUCUUCACCAUCCACCUCAUCGACGCCAACACCGACAACCUCCCGAAGGCCCACACCUGCUUUAACCGGAUCGACAUUCCACCCUAUGAGUCCUAUGAGAAGCUCUACGAGAAGCUGCUGACCGCAGUGGAGGAGACCUGUGGGUUUGCUGUGGAGUGAGGAGCAGCCAAAGGCUACAGAUUCUAGCUCACCACCACCAGACCAAAAGCAGAGAGCUUUCUGUGCGCCUCCUGCGAAGCUGGCUGAGGCACUGAGUUCUAGAUGACCUGAGGGAAAGGGUUGUCUCCCCUCCUUUUCGUUGGGGGAGCGAGGGGGGCGGGGGGACUUUGGUUGGUGGCUCCCACCCAUAUUUUCCUCCUUUUCCAUUACCCAUCCAAUAAAAUGCAGCCAGGUUUAGCAUUUGGCUUCGGUCACGCAGGGUAUUCUGCUGCGGUUGUACCACGUGGCGAUAGGCCCCCUGCCCUGUGUCUUUAUGGAGCAUCGAGCCGCGGUUAUGGAGCUGGGCCUGCUAACUGAGGGUUCAUAACUGGUAGCUCUGCUAGCUAGUGUGUCUCAAGAAGUCCUGAGGCCCCUCUGCAAGUUCAGUGGCUCGGUUCCAGAUUUCAUCCCAGCAGCCUGCUCUGGGCGGCAGAUCGAUUUCUAACUGAGAAAUAACUGUAUAAUACACGCUUAUUGGAAUUCUGCCACAGCAGGAAGCUUGAGUCAAAAAUGUGCUUCCCUUUUGGAGAGGUAAAGGAAUGGGGCAGCUUUCGCUGGAGACCUGUUUCUUUUCAGGGUAUCCUGGCUGAAAAAUUCGUUUCACGUAGAGAAAAAUGAUCUUUCCUUUUAAGAGACCCUUUUGCCGCAUUAUCUAUCCAGUUUGAAAUAUGUUUUUCAGUGAAAACACCACAUAAUGGAACUUAUAAAAGAACAGACCAAAACCAGCCUCAGAUCCACGCAGCCAGUCGCAAGCUGUGGCUCCUGCACCAUGUGUAUGUAGAAGAGCAUCGACUGGGUCCCUUGAAUACUAACAAACGGUGAUGCGGAAAUUGCUAAGAGCUGAACUAACAAAACAAAAUUCUGUUAUUGUAGCUGCUGGCUUUGUGCAGACUAGGUUAAAAGGAAGACGGGGUAUGGAUAACCUCGAUGACCUAAAUCCACCCCAAGUUGUUUUACACGAAUAGGGCGUGGGUGUAGACCUGGCAGCAGAGGGGCCCGUUCCACUCUGACCCAUUCGGCCCAUUUCCCCAACGUCAGACGGUGACACUAACAAUUGUACUCGAUUCACUUGCCCAGAUGUCUUCUUCGUAUGAUGAGCAAGGCCACAGCAAGCCUAACCCUGAGUUUCUAGCACUAUUUUCCAAUUUGCACGAAAGUUCAAACAGUAUUUCAACAAAGUGGCUUGAUUGGAGAUAGCUCAACUUCAGUGAAAAACUGCAGCAGCAGCAGCAGCUUCUCUGGGUGGUUUUUGGUGGUGGUUUUUGUUUUGGGGACAGGUGCAGGGUACUUCAUUAGCACGACAUUUCACUGUUGAAAUUUCGUUGUGGAAGUUUCCGAGUUAAGCGUUGGGAUCCAGCUGUGGGUCUGAGGUGGGUUUGGAAGAAGUUUUCGGCCGACCGUUUCACCUGUUCUUUUUGUCC
Molecule: messenger RNA, 3812 nt
Organism: Ceratotherium simum simum (southern white rhinoceros)
Lineage: Eukaryota; Metazoa; Chordata; Mammalia; Perissodactyla; Rhinocerotidae
Source: RefSeq, a predicted model, not a curated record